GCGGUCCAUGGAGGGAGAGAAAAGAGAUACUUGUUUAUUAAUACGGAAGCGCCUAUUACACUCGGUUUUAUUCUCAACAUGCCUAUCUCCCUGGCCUUGCCGACCCUGGCUUCUGUGAACGGCCGCUCCCUGCAGUUCCUGACGCUGGCAGAAGGGGAUGAGAUUCCCGACGACCUGCUGUGGGAGCCUGCCUACGAAGAGCAGUUGGGAAGGCUUAGUGCCUAUUUUGCUCAUCUCGAGCUUCCUACUAUGUCCUGCCAAGAGCGACUCCUUUGCGAAUUGGCUGCUGAUCCAGACAGUUUUUCGCCCAUCGGGGAGAUCUUCAUGAAGGAGCUGAGGCUCAACCAUGGCCCCGUGAAAACCACAUCAGACUCCCUCAUGUGGCGUUAUAUUUCCUCAGCAAGAGAAGGGUUUGGGUCAGUCAGUGGACAGUGUGCAGUCUCCUUCCCCAUUUGCCCAUACGCUCCAGACAGGAUUCUUAACAUGCCAGUUUUGAAGGUGUGGCAGUAUAUUUCCGAAAGGUUGAAUCUUCAGCUGGUAUGAGUUGGUAUUUUAAAUGGGUUUUGACUUUAUGAAGUGAUGUUGGAUGUCUUUAGAAAUUAUUUUUGAGUUAUAGAGUAAUUUAUUGAAUGGUUAAGAAUUGUGUUGAGUAUGUAGAGUAACAAUAGAUUUUUUUUUUCAUUUUUCAUUGUCUGUUACACUGUAUGUAUACUUUUAUUUAUUUUUUGUUUGGUUUUCUUCCCUUUGGAAUUUUUAACAAGCCUGUUGAGUAUUUUUCUAAUAUGUCAAAUCGUCAGUGGAUUUGGAUAUCUUUAGUACUGGAUUUAAAGAAUCAUGAAUUUACAUUUUGUAAUGAUUUAAUGGUUGUU
Penaeus vannamei (Pacific white shrimp) is the source of this 869-nucleotide messenger RNA. Lineage: Eukaryota; Metazoa; Arthropoda; Malacostraca; Decapoda; Penaeidae. The record is from RefSeq and is a predicted model, not a curated record.